This is a messenger RNA of Penicillium samsonianum, 690 nucleotides long. RefSeq lists its product as uncharacterized. The coding region runs from base 1 to 690 and encodes 229 amino acids. The transcript is spliced from 2 exons. Gene Ontology annotation, cellular component: cytoplasm. Gene Ontology annotation, biological process: import into nucleus. NCBI's taxonomy places the organism in Eukaryota, Fungi, Ascomycota, Eurotiomycetes, Eurotiales, Aspergillaceae. The record is from RefSeq and is a predicted model, not a curated record.
AUGACUACGGCAGCGGUAUUCGGAUGCACGGGGGCAGUUGGAUCUCAGAUCCUGGCUACACUCCUCGCGUCAGACGCAUUUUCAACUGUGAAGACUAUCUCCAGGAGACUCCCCAAAGCACAGUCAGCUAAGCUUGAAGCACUCGAGGAAAGCGACACCUCAAAAUGGGGAGGCAUGAUCUCAUCUCUGUCCUCCAAGCCAUCAAUGGUUUUCAACGCAGUUGGUACUACGAAAGCGACGGCGGGUAGCAUCAAGAAUCAGUGGAAGAUCGAUCAUGAUUUAUGUGUCGAGAAUGCGCGAGCAGCUAAGGAAGCAGGCGUGAAGACGUACAUUUAUAUUUCUAGUGGAGGCACUAGAAGCUUCCUGUGGGGUUGGGUUCCAUACUCGAAGAUGAAGGUUGGCGUCGAGGAUGCCAUCAAGGAGCUUGGUUUUGACAAUGCUAUCAUUCUGAGACCGGGGAUGAUUAUCGGAAGGGAGGAGUCCAAGUCUUUUCUUUUAGAAAAGUUUGUGGAAGGCCUUCAAAAGCUGGGACAGGGUGUCCAGGACAAAGUUGGUCAAAACCAAACGACUAUUGGUAGAGCAGCUGUAGCAGCUGCCCGUGUGGCUGAAGAGGGCAAAGCCCCAUCGAACUAUUGGGUUCUGGAACAGGCUGAUAUUGUUAGGCUUGGUAGAGAUGAGUGGAAGGAGUGA